UCUGUCUGCACCGUCUCCAAACAUUCCCGCGUAUUUCUGCCGGUAACAACACUUCCGUGCGGUGAUGAUGCUGCGCCGGAGCCGGUGACAACAACAUGGAGGCUGACACCGGGGACGGGAGCGUGUCCACGGCCGAGAUGCUGAGAGGAGUCGUGGCCGAGAAACUGACCGCCGCCGCGCGGGAGAUCUUAGCGGUGGUCGAGAGAACCGUGGCCGGGUACGAGGAGGAGGCUGCGGGUCUGAGGCUGGAGGUCGACCGGCAGAGGAAGCACCUGGAGGCUCUGCUGUCCAUCUCCGCUGAGAUCAAACUGGAGGCAGCAGAUGACCAGUUUCCUGUCUGUGAGCCGGCGGCUGGAGGAGGAGCCGAACUCCCCGAAGAGGAACAGCGGCACAAACAGGAGCCGAGUGUGGAAGACAGCUGGAGUCUGGGCCUCGUCUGCUCCACUGAGGAACGGAUGGAGGAGGAUGAAGAGGAUGAAGAGGAGCAUCCGGAACAUCUCACAGAACCAGAUGGUGAAGAAUCAUCAAGGUUUUUGACUCCCACAGUUCAGUCUGACAGGAGGAGUGCUGACGGACCUGCGAUCAGGGAAUCAGAGGACCACAUAGACCUCAGGAUCCGCAUCCUGCAGGACUAUCAGAUCGAUGUGCUCUCACCCCACGCGUAUACGAAGUUCCCGCUUCUGGAGCUGCAGUGUCCUCGUGGGAUGCAGGAGGCGGACUUCCUGGACCUGCUGAGGUCCACCUUCCCUCAACUGGCUGCUCAGGAAACUUUUGACCUCUUCUUAACUGACAAAAUGAAGAAACUACACCCACUCAGAGUGGAGACUCUGACACCAGAGGAGAUCUGUAAGACCACUGGACGUGCAACCCUCUUCAUCCGACUGAAGCUGCCUGAGGGAGUCCAGCCCCAAGAGAUUGAACCUCUGCACAGAGAAGAUGCUGCUCCAGAUUCUCCGUCCACAGAUCAAACCGGACUGAACACGAGAGUUCAGUCUGACAAGAGGAAGCCCAGCAGACGUCAUAGGAGUGAACCUCCGAACCUAAUAGAUCUCAGAAUCUGCAUCCUGGAGGACUCUCGGAUCAAUAUGCUCUCAAACAAAGUGUAUAAGAAGUUCCCGCUUCUGGAGCUGCAGUGUACUCGUGGGCUGCAGGAGGCGGACUUCCUGGACCUGCUGAGGUCCACCUUCCCUCAACUGGCUGCUCAGGAAACGUUUGACUUCUUCACAUGUGGCACAAAGAAGAUACUGCAGCCGUUCAGAGUGGAGGCUCUGACACCAGAGGAGAUCUGUAAGACCACUGGACGUUCAACCAUCUACAUCCGACUGAAGUCGCCUGAGGGAGUCCAGCCCCGAGAGAGAGAAGCUCUGCACAGAGAAGAUGCUGCUCCAGAUUCUCUGUCCACAGAUAAAACCGGACUGAACAUGAGAUGCAACCCUGGAAAACAGAAUCACAGCGUGAAUGAGUGA
Messenger RNA from Dicentrarchus labrax (European seabass), 1466 nucleotides. RefSeq lists its product as uncharacterized. The record is from RefSeq and is a predicted model, not a curated record. Lineage: Eukaryota; Metazoa; Chordata; Actinopteri; Moronidae. Bases 96 to 1466 code for a protein of 456 amino acids. The transcript has 10 exons.